This is a messenger RNA of Orbicella faveolata, 4528 nucleotides long. RefSeq lists its product as uncharacterized. NCBI's taxonomy places the organism in Eukaryota, Metazoa, Cnidaria, Anthozoa, Scleractinia, Merulinidae. The record is from RefSeq and is a predicted model, not a curated record.
GCGUACUGUGGACGGUGCCAUAGUCUUGACAAAGAGAAACAAACUAAACGGUUUAAGAUUAUCGCGAGAUUCGCCGGUAAAAUAUAAAUUCAUUUUUUGACUGAAGUUGUCCAAAGGGUCCUGGUUACUUGAAAGAAACGAAAGAUAACGAAUAAAACAAUUGUCGUGUAAUUGCAGGUACGCUUGUAUAAGAUGACGGUAAACCUACGUUACUAUAAUUAUAUUUUGUUGUAUUCGUUAUAUUGUAUUUAUUUUCUUCUCAUUUAUGAGCAGACUGAGAAAGAUAGCGGUUUUUUUGAGCUAGCAACCGCCUUUUUCUUUCUUCAGAUUGUACGUACGAGCGGACAUUUUCUAACUAAUCAAUUACUCAUUUUUUUCACGCACAAUAGAAUAUCUCUACAUGCAUUUAAACUGAAAGCAAAUGGCUUUCAUCGACAAAAAGAAUGAACGAACAAUAACAUUCUCAGACUGAUUGUGUCUCACAACUGAGAACAAAAUAUACCGUAAUUCAUUCAUUACCGAAAAAAAAUUAAAAGCUUCAGAUAAAGUGUUAAUUACGUUACAAACAAGGACUGCGUGGCAGGUGUGCAGUAUUGACAUCAUAGCCUCGUACGCAGACAUUCUUUUGACUCGUCACGCACUCCACCGAGAAAGAAAUGCGUGGGUUAACACAUUGACGUCACUAGGUAAGCGCCUACAAAUUUGCAUACUGAUUUGUUUGUUUCCACCUAGAAACGUGAAAUAAAAGGUUUGUUACCACGAGUACGCGACGAAACGACAGCAAUCUCGACAAAUAUCACAUUUAAUUACCUCUAUCCGGAAUUUAACAUUUGCGGGACAGUCUCCGCUGAUUUCCUAUUCAACACGAGGCGAUGUCUUUGAUAAUUUGACCUUAUCCAGUUCGCAUCACAGAAACUGCGAACGACGAGCGACAAUUCAGUUGAGGUCUCAGUUCAUAUCGUUCGUAUGGCCGAUCAGUGAACCUGGGAGCACCAUCACUAUGGGUUCUGGCGCAUCGAAAAAACUCAUAAUCGUAGAGCCGCAAGCUGACGUGACGCCAUUUUCCAGCCAUCAAGAAUAUCCAGUACACAUUACUCCUCAACCAAGGAUGUCGCAAGAACAGUGGUUGAAUCACGACAGGGAACACGAGAGAAACAAGGAGAGUUCAUAUCCAGGAAACGUUGAAUGGGAUGUGUCACACACAGACACGCUUACCAGAUACAAGAUGAACUACCCAAAGCAAGCAGAUGAUUUUCAAACAAUGUUUGAGAACAUGCAAGUGUUACGAAACACUAUUAACAACAAUUCAAAAGGACGAGAUCUGUAUUCCAAGUUGGUGGGCGAGACGGUUGAUAGCUUAGGCACAACAAGCUACAGCACCUAUACCUCAGCAGGGUCACACGUGGCCACCGACUACAACAGAAUCGUGGACUUUGCGGUGGAAAUCGAAGGAGCAGAGCUGUUGCAAAGGUUCGCUCAGAAUUGCUUCAACGAUUUCUACGAGAUGGGCGGUGAAUUGGACGAUGAUAACAGCUCCUCGGAAGAUGAAUCGUGGGAAUUUACUUGUUUUGAUUGUCUACAACAAGUGCUAGCAACGAUACAAAACUUUGCAGACUUUCACGACGGCUUUUGUUCGGCAAGUGGCCAAGCGGGAGUAGUCCCAAUGUGCCUUGAAAACAUCGUAAGACUCGAUCGCGAAAAUGACAAUUGGCAAAGUGGAGACGAUGAAUCGGAGCCGCUUCAGCUUAUUGAUACCUGCCUUGGAAUUUUGCAUAACAUUUCGCGACGGCUGAGAGAUCGCGAGUUGUUUGCUGACAGCGAGAAAACAUUGCUUUAUUUUGCCAAGGUUAAGAACACAGGAGUUGCUGCUACAGCCCUACUUUGCCUUGCUUACCUGGUAAAUGAAGACACCAACCAUCUAAUUUCAGCAGAUGAAAACUUGCUUUGCUUUAUUAUCACAAUGUUAAACGAAGCGUAUCAGUCUGAGGACCGCAGAUGCGAUGGAUAUUCCGCAAAAGAACUUGCAGAAGGUCUGAGUCACCUUGCCAUCAACGAUAACAAUAAGAAGACUCUGGGCCAAAAUGGAGCGAUUCGUGUAUUAACUGCGAUUCUCCAAACUUCAAACGAUGACGAGGAAACAGCGAGCGGGGCAAGGGCUCUCUGGAUGUUAGCUUUCGACGACACCAAUAAAGAUGAAAUAAGACAACACGAAGGAACGUUGGAUACAUUACGCGCGUUACACCACAGUGCAAACCCUGAAGUACAAAAGGCAGCCGCAGGGGCAUUAUGGGAGAUUGAAGGAAAGAAGGCAAGGAACAACGCCGACAAGACUGAAGAGACCACUGGAAAUCACGUGAUGAUCAGCUACCAAUGGGAUGCUCAGGAGCUGUUAGUGGAAGUGAAGAACAAGCUUCAGAAGAGUGGAUACCGAGUAUGGAUGGAUUUGGAGCAAAUGGGUGGCUCCACACUGGAAGCGAUGGCCAAAGCUGUCGAGAACGCUGCUGUUGUACUGGUCUGCGUGUCACAGCGCUACAAAGAAAGUCCUAACUGUCGAUCAGAAGCUGAAUACGCUUAUCAGCUGAGAAAAGAUAUCAUUCCUUUGAUGAUGCAACGCAAUUACAAGGCAGAUGGCUGGUUGGGAAUGCUUGUGGGAACAAAGCUGUGGAUUGGCUUUCAGAGUAAGCAGAUUAUUGAUUCAGGUAUAGGAAAACUUAUCAAAGAGUUAGGAGGGAGAGGAAAAGAUCUUGACACGACAGAUGGGCCUGGAGAAGCACUGAUUCGACUAACUGAAGCAAGUGUUGUCACAGCACCACCCCCACAGUCAGUGACCAAUGUGUCCACAUGGACAAAUCAAGACGUCAAAAAAUGGCUGACGGAGAUUGGAUUGGAACAAGUGUGCAAAGAGGAUAUUUCCGAGUUCAAUGGUCAAACACUGAUUGAUCUUCAAGAGCUCCGCGGAGAAUGUCCGGACUAUUUCUACAAGUGUAUAGAACACACUCUAAACUUGAAGAACAUGUUUCACCUUCUCAAGUUCAGGAAAGAGCUCGACAAACUUCUAAGUCAUUAACUGAGACCAACUGCUUGGUGGGUCGAUAGUUUGUUAGUAUCUUUCGCAGCCCGGCUCUCUUUGGGGUGUACCAUAACGUUGCGUGACCCGUGACGAGGAGUGUUGGAGACUAUGCAAGAAACGCGGAGUAGAAUAUGAGGAUUUCAAGUAUUACUUGUUGUUUCUUCUACCACCGCGGAGUCACUCGCAAACAAUGUAUAAAAAGGACAGCGACAUAGCAAACUGUAGGUUAACGUUGAGUCGCAAAUGGUUUUUACUCUGACCAAUUAGCUAUGAACAUUGACGUGUCCAACGAGCAACUUACAUUUAUCUUAGCUAUUCGAAUAAUAUGGAUUUGAUCACGCAUAUCUAUGUCGUUUGUAAUUUCUAGCAGUCUUCCGUAUCAUAUUGGUCGCUAUCAUAACCCAAAGAAACCGCCGUUAAAAUAGUAUACAAUCAACACCCGUGCCAGUGGGGGUACUCUGGGGCAAAGAGAAACCGGAGGGGGAGAAACAGCUGUAAGCUAACAACCCCAAGUAUACCUCAAGUUUUUCAAAGCACUCACCCCAUCCCACCAAAAAGACAUAUCAAAUAUCAUAUAAUAUUUUUAUCUCAUAAUUUAACUCAGCAAAAUACAUUUCAAGGCACAACUGACUCUAAUGAGGCCCACGUCAAACGUCGAACUUCACUUGAGACGAACUAAACUGAGCGAAUUAAGCUCAUGAUAAGUUCGAAGUUUGACUCAACUGAGUUCGUCCCACUGAAUUUAGAUCGCCCAACAUGUUCUAUUCGUCUGAAGCAGACGGACAGAACGUGUUGGUCGAUCUAAAUUCGAAUUAAGUUCAACGUUUGACCCAACGGUCCAGCUUCACCCGUUUGGAUCGGCAAUUUAGUUCGUCUCGGGUGAAGUUAGAUGUUUGACCUGACCCUAAAAUUUCCCAACGAAAGCUGACAAUCAAAACAAUCGUUGUGCAGGUAUAAUUAGGCUUGUAUAAUAUGAUGAUAAACCAGCAUUAUUAAAACUAUAUUUCGUUACAUUGGUUACAAAAAGGCCAGUUUGCUCAGUGCACUCUUGCAAUGUAGUCUUAAGUGAUUCCACUGAAUUGCAUUUCACAUCCUUGCUGUAUACGAUUUUUACGUCAUUAACGCGCGCGUACAAGAACGUGCACAUACACACCAUCUACAGCUUUCCCUGUAGCAGAGCAGGUGACAGCAGAAUAUAUUUUCGUUUUCUCUCAACCCUUUGACUACCAAAGUGUCACAAAAUAAGUUCCGUUUUUAACUCAGGUCAACCAGUUUUUUGGCUGAAAUUACGCUAACUGUGCCUUAGUUUUCUUGAAAAAGGCUAUUUUUUUUACCAAAGAGGCAGAUUUCCACAAGAUUAGGUAUAAAACUGCACAUCAUUUUAAUUUGGCGCAUGCGCAUAAGCCAAAAUUUGGACUUCUCUUUUUUUUUUGCGAUUGCCUGUUCCGAAUUUUUUUC